Molecule: messenger RNA, 1161 nt
Organism: Aspergillus wentii DTO 134E9
Lineage: Eukaryota; Fungi; Ascomycota; Eurotiomycetes; Eurotiales; Aspergillaceae
Product: dihydrodipicolinate synthase family protein
Exons: 2
Coding region: 72-1052 (326 amino acids)
Molecular function (GO): 4-hydroxy-tetrahydrodipicolinate synthase activity
Source: RefSeq, a predicted model, not a curated record
CACUUCUACUUACUAUUUAUUAUAAGAAGACAUUUUGACAGAAAGAAGUACCAAGCAGUAUCAUCAGCAUUAUGACGUCUACAAUUGCCGCCAAAGCGAAACAACUACCACCAGGCAUUUACUGCCCUGUUAUCUCUUUGUACAAACCUACAGCCAGACAAGAAAUCGACCUCGAUGCCUCGUACAAAUUCUUCACACACCUCAUCCGCGGCGGAGUAGACGGCCUAGUCCUAGCAGGAACAACAGCAGAAGCAGUUCUACUGUCGCGGGAAGAACGAAAAGAACUUGCGCAAAUCGCACGCAAAGCUGCUACUGAUCUUGGAAAAAAUAAUUUCCCAGUAGUCGCUGGGAUCAGUGGACAGUCCACAAACGAGUCGAUACGUCUGGCUGAAGAUGCAGCCUCAUCUGGCGCAGAUUUUGGUCUGUUGCUGCCCCCAAACUAUUGGGUGAAGGCUGUGACCAAGGAUGUGAUUCUGGAUUUCUACCGUGACGUAGCUGAUGCCAGUUCGAUUCCUAUCGUUAUCUACAGUUUCCCAGCCAUGUGCAACGGGGUCGACAUGAACUCGGACGUCCUCUCAGAACUCGCCCAACACCCCAACAUCGUCGGCGUGAAAUUAACCUGCGGCAACGCCGGCAAGGUCACACGCUUGACGCAAGAAUACGACCACAGUCAAUUCGCCGUUUACGCCGGGUCCUCGGAUUGGCUCAUUCCCUGCUUGAGUGGCUCGGGAAGUGGAUGCGUGACGGGCAUCGCCAACGUAUUCCCCAAAUGCGUGUCAAAGCUUUACACUCUGUGGACAGAUGGAAAAAUUCAAGAGGCACAGAAGCUGCAGGGGUUGAUUGCGCAGGCAGAAAAGGCGUGUAAAGAGGGCAUUUCGCCUACCAAGUUUGCCACGGCGCACUUUGUUGGUCCUGCGGUGGGAGUUGAGGAUGAGAAGGCGUAUUGGCCCAGGAAGCCGUAUAAGCCGGUUGGAGCAGAGAAGCAGGCGUGGGUGAUUGAGGUUAUGAAGCAUUUGGUUGAUGUGGAAAAGUCGCUUCCAGAUGCUGUUUAAUCUAUUAUGCUUAAAGAACAGAUGUUUAGAACAAGAAUUUCUGCACUUGGGUCAUUUGUAAAACAGAAGAGGUCAUUCACAUCAAUAAGACUUGAUUUUUCUAUACCAG